Pantherophis guttatus is the source of this 939-nucleotide messenger RNA. Lineage: Eukaryota; Metazoa; Chordata; Lepidosauria; Squamata; Colubridae. The record is from RefSeq and is a predicted model, not a curated record.
AUGGAAAACCAAACAGAAGAAAACAAAUUCAUCUUAAUGGGUUUGACCAGUCACUCCAAUUUUCAGUAUCUUCUAUUUACAAUCUUCCUGCUUUUGUAUCUGGCUACAUUAGUGUGGAAUGGUGCUAUUAUUGUUAUACUUUUAUCUGUACCACACCUUCACACUCCCAUGUAUUUUUUUCUUGGAAACCUUUCCUGCCUUGAUAUUUUCUUUUCAACAGUCACUGUACCAAAUAUGCUAGCUGGAUUUCUUUCAAAGCUGCACACAAUAUCCUUCAAGGGCUGCAUGGUCCAGCUGCACUUUUUCCAUUUCUUGGGAAGUAGCGAAGUCAUUCUGCUUGGAAUCAUGGCUUAUGACCGCUAUGUUGCAAUAUGCAAUCCUCUGCGGUACACGGUCAUCAUGAGAAAAGAGGUUUGUCUCCUAAUGGCAACAGCUGCCUGGUGCACUGGAUUUUUCCAUGCUUUGAUGCAUGCAAUGGUGACUGCUCACCUCCCCUUUUGUGGAUCAAAUCACAUCGAACACUUUUUCUGUGACAUCAAGCCUUUGUUGAAACUGGCCUGUGGUAGCACAUACCUCAAUCUUAUGCUCCUCAGUAUUGUGACCACUUGUAUUGUUAUGGGUCCUUUUAUUUUCAUAAUCCUUUCCUACCUCUAUAUUAUUACUUUUCUUCUUGUAAAGGUUAAGACCCGAAGUGGUUGGCAAAAAGCCUUCUCUACCUGUGGAUCCCAUCUAACUGUGGUGGCUUUACUUUAUGUUCCUGUAUUAUUUAAUUAUAUGAUUCCCACUGUGGGUAAUUCAUCAAAACAGGAUAUGAUAAUAACCCUCAUAUAUAGUGCAAUUACCCCAGUUUUAAACCCACUUAUUUAUACACUGAGAAAUCAGGAGGUUAAACUAACAAUGAAGAAAAUGUGGAGAAAACAACAACCUAUUUUUGUGUAA